This is a messenger RNA of Pseudomyrmex gracilis, 1106 nucleotides long. RefSeq names its product elongation of very long chain fatty acids protein AAEL008004-like. The transcript is spliced from 4 exons. The coding region runs from base 124 to 942 and encodes 272 amino acids. NCBI's taxonomy places the organism in Eukaryota, Metazoa, Arthropoda, Insecta, Hymenoptera, Formicidae. Gene Ontology annotation, molecular function: fatty acid elongase activity. Gene Ontology annotation, cellular component: endoplasmic reticulum membrane. Gene Ontology annotation, biological process: fatty acid elongation, monounsaturated fatty acid; sphingolipid biosynthetic process; very long-chain fatty acid biosynthetic process. The record is from RefSeq and is a predicted model, not a curated record.
GUAACAAAACUAGCGGCAGUACGGUCCGUCUCUCGAGAUUCGCAAAUAUUCUCUUUCAACUUUUAGAUACUUUGUAAUUGCUCAGAAAAGGAGAUUUGUAUAUUGUGAACGGAAAAUCACAGAAUGAGUGUUGCCAGUGUUUAUAAUUAUUUUAUGAUUGACUUAGCAGAUCCGAUCACACGGAAAUGGGCGUUAGUAGAAACGCCUUUCACAUUAAUAAUUAUAACUUCUGCUUAUUUGUAUUUUAUACUUUACGCCGGACCGGGUUACAUGAAGAAUCGACGACCAUUUGACUUAAGAACUUUUAUAUUAUUUUAUAACGUAUUUCAAAUUCUUGCUAAUGCGUGGCUGGUACACAGUCACAUAUCUGUCGGCUGGUUUACUGAAUAUAGCAUAAACUAUAAAAAUAAUAAUAGCGAUCCGACGAGUGAAAAUGGUUUUAAGUUAAUAACUAUUAUAUGGUGGGUACUAAUAUUAAAACUAAUUGAUUAUAUCGACACGUGUAUAUUUGUUUUACGGAAAAAACAAAACCAAGUUACUACUUUGCAUGUGUAUCAUCAUGUGAGUAAUGUCAUUUUCACGUGGUAUUUCCUCAAAUACAUAGUGGAACCCAGAAUGACAUUUGUGACUUUACUUAAUUCUUUUAUACAUGUUAUCAUGUAUACAUAUUACUUCACUGCAGCAUGGAGCACAACUAUGCAACAAAAAGUAUCUGUUUUUAAACCUUUUAUUACGAAGAUGCAAAUGACGCAGUUUGUUGCGAUGAUGUGCUAUGAAGUACAGGUUUUUCUAGAUUCAGAAUGCAAAGGACCACAACGAGUAAAACACAUUAUAUUCGUUUCUUUUUUUAACUUGCUACUAUUGCACUAUCUAUACUUAUUUUAUGACUUUUAUAAAAAGUCAUAUGGCAAAAAACAGAAACAGAAAACUGCACAACAAUAAAAUAAAAUUUAUGUAUGUAACAAACAGGGUUGAGAAGUAAAACGCGACAUUUGUAACGUCGUUACUGUUAUAGUAACCAAAAAAAAAUUCUUACGUCUUUAUAAAUGUACGCUGAAACUAGUGGCCGUAAGAGAGUUGUAAGAAAAAUACAAUAUAAAACAUGA